Molecule: messenger RNA, 568 nt
Organism: Mytilus californianus (California mussel)
Lineage: Eukaryota; Metazoa; Mollusca; Bivalvia; Mytilida; Mytilidae
Product: mediator of RNA polymerase II transcription subunit 22-like
Exons: 4
Coding region: 130-555 (141 amino acids)
Biological process (GO): regulation of transcription by RNA polymerase II
Cellular component (GO): mediator complex
Molecular function (GO): transcription coregulator activity
Source: RefSeq, a predicted model, not a curated record
UCAAAAUCAUUCGAGUGUUUGAUGCAUUUUCGUAUAAAGAAAACAAAACAACCAUAAUUUACAAUAUUCAAGACCCGUCAAACAAAUCCAACAGUCUUUUGAGUGAUGGUUGUUUGAAAUAGAUACAUCAUGUCUCAACCUCAAAGAGGAAUAUCACAAACCAAAGAGGCUUUGUUGAAAACCUACCAUAAAAAAUUAAAGGACGAUGUCAGGUCCAUGUUUGAUAACUUUACAGAAAUAAUACGAUUAGCAAGGGUAGAGGAGGAUUCCCAGAUCGCAAAGAUGACGCAGACAGAGCAGGACCAGUAUGAAAUGCAAGUCAGAGCUUCUAACAUUGGAAGGGCUGGAGAAUCUCUUAUGAAGCUGGUAUCAGAUCUGAAACAGUUCCUUGUGUUAAAUGACUUUCCAUCCGUGAAUGAGUCCAUCACGACUAACACACAACUGUAUAAAAACAUACAAAGUGAAUGUGACAAAACAUUGAUGAACUUGAAGGAUGAGAUGUCUGUUGAACUCUUUGAACUAGAAGAUGAAUAUUAUUCGUCAUCUUAUAAAUAAAUUGAAAAUAGAU